This is a messenger RNA of Arabidopsis lyrata subsp. lyrata, 974 nucleotides long. Its product is annotated as protein YLS3. Bases 126 to 743 code for a protein of 205 amino acids. NCBI's taxonomy places the organism in Eukaryota, Viridiplantae, Streptophyta, Magnoliopsida, Brassicales, Brassicaceae. Gene Ontology annotation, molecular function: lipid binding. The transcript is spliced from 2 exons. The record is from RefSeq and is a predicted model, not a curated record. Gene Ontology annotation, biological process: lipid transport.
AAUAAACCAAUAUUUCACUAAAUAAGAGAAAUAAUGCUAUAUAAAUCUUAAGAGUGUUAGGAAACAAAUAGUAGUGGAAAAUCACAACCACAACCACGCUGAAAACUUAAAUCAGAACAAACAAAAUGGGAUCAUGGAGGAUUAAUCUAAUGGCGACAGCAAUAGCUUUGAUAAUGGUGGUGGCUAUGGUGGUGGAUGCCGGAGAUGAUAAGGAGAAAGACAAGGAAGGGUGUACGGAGAAGCUGGUGGGUAUGGCCACGUGUCUUCCUUACGUGCAAGGACAGGCAAAAUCUCCGACGCCAGACUGUUGCUCCGGCCUCAAACAGGUUCUUAAUUCCGACAUGAAGUGUCUUUGUGUGAUCAUCCAAGACAGGAACGAUCCUGAUUUGGGUCUUCAGGUCAACGUUUCUCUCGCUCUCGGUCUUCCUUCUGUUUGCCACGCCACUGCUGACAUCACUAAAUGCCCUGCUUUGCUUCACUUGGACCCGAAGUCUCCGGAGGCCCACGUGUUCUAUCAGCUAGCUAAAGGUCUGAACGAAACGGGCCCAGCCUCUGCUCCCACUGGCUCGGCCCCUGAGCCCACCAGCAUGUCUUCGACCCCAGCAUCCGGUGAUGGUAACAACAGUGGUCGGACGACCUCUGCGCCAGGCAGGAACCACGCUCAAAGCUUCUCUAAACAAUGGCUAGGGAUCGAAGUUGUUGCCCAUUUCUUCGUAAUUUUUUAUAUUUUCAUCCUCAUUUAGAUAAUAACAAUGAAAAGUGAAAAGGAUGUCACGUCGCUUUUGCGGAAUUGCGACAUUUGCGGUGACGUUGAUUUUGGGCAAUUACUGUUUUGACUGAUGAACGUAGUUUCACUUCGUGACAACUCUUCUCAGCUUUUUUUUUGUAUGGCGCAGCAUAAGACACGAGCUAUAGUUAUUAUUAUUCUUUGUCUCGUUUGCUUUUAUCAAUUUUAUUUAAAAUCUUUUACGUGA